Molecule: messenger RNA, 1089 nt
Organism: Acyrthosiphon pisum (pea aphid)
Lineage: Eukaryota; Metazoa; Arthropoda; Insecta; Hemiptera; Aphididae
Exons: 1
Coding region: 1-1089 (362 amino acids)
Molecular function (GO): zinc ion binding
Source: RefSeq, a predicted model, not a curated record
AUGACUGAGGAUGGCAAUGGGCAGAGUGAAAUUGCAGCGAUUGGACUGUUGGUGAAUGAAGAAGAGUCGACUUUGCGUUGGUUUUUUGAAACAUUCAAAAAGAACAACCCAAUAUCAAUUCAAACUCGUGUAUAUGUCACUGACAAAGAUAUGAAGGAAAGAAAUGUAAUAAGGCAAGUAUUUCCAAAUUCUUCAUUAACAAUAUGCUUAUUUCACACAUUACGGACCUUCAAUCGGGAAAUAACGUGUGAAAAAAGAAAUAUAACUCCCAAAGAAAGGGAUGAUGUGAAACUGAUAUUUCAAGAAUUAACAUACUGCAAAUCCGAAGAAGAAUAUGAUAUGAUAUACAGCCGCCUUCAAUCCAUAGCACCUGAAUCAAUAAUUAAUUAUUAUAAUAAAAAUUGGCACAAUAUAAGAAAGGAAUGGGUGAUGGGCAUGACGUUUAACACUGGAAAUUUCAUGAACAAGACCAAUAACCGAUUAGAAAGUUUUAAUGGCAAACUUAAAUCGGUAAUAUCUACAUUUUCCACACUGGAAGAUUUUGUUGAAAAACUUUUUAUUGUUUUGAGCUGUGUGCGACUAGAACGGGAUAGAAACGCAGUGAAAUUGGUUCAAAGGCAGCCCACUAAAAUAAAUGAAAUUCCAGAGCUACGGCAGUAUCAUAGUUUUUUAACAACGUAUGCUUACAAUUUUUUGAAAAACCAAUUUGAAAGUUCUGCUGGAGCCUAUGUUCUAGACAACACAACAGAGGUUUCAUGUAGUUGUCUCUUUUAUAAAUCAAUGAGAUUGCCAUGUAAACAUAUAUUUCACACUAGACAACUUCAGAACAAACCAUUAUAUGACCUAAGUUUAUGUGAUACAAGAUGGACCAGAGAUUAUUACUAUAAAAAUCAAAGAGUGUUUAAAAAUGUUGAGAUUGUUCCCACUGAUAGCGAUACUACAGUUACAAUAUUGCACAGAAAGAAAAAAAAAGUCCCAUCUACUCAUGAAAAGUUCCGAAAAGCAUCAAUGAUAGGAGCAAAGAUCGCCGAACUCAUUUCUCAAACAUCAAAUGUCCAUUUCCAUAGAAAAAUAACUAUUAAGUAUUAA